Messenger RNA from Xyrauchen texanus (razorback sucker), 2581 nucleotides. RefSeq names its product secernin 3 (gene scrn3). Gene Ontology annotation, molecular function: dipeptidase activity; cysteine-type exopeptidase activity. Bases 124 to 1380 code for a protein of 418 amino acids. The transcript is spliced from 8 exons. NCBI's taxonomy places the organism in Eukaryota, Metazoa, Chordata, Actinopteri, Cypriniformes, Catostomidae. The record is from RefSeq and is a predicted model, not a curated record. Gene Ontology annotation, biological process: proteolysis.
CUCGCACGCAUGUGUCAAAGCCUAUAGUCAGUUUUGUUUACAGAGAAAGGAAAACGAAAGAACCUCAUCAAAUAGAGCAGUCAUUUCUCUUAUACCUGGCAUUUGUAUGUAAGUUGGACAAGGAUGUACCCAACAUCCUGUGACACAUUCGUAGCCCUGCCUCCAUCCACAGAAGAUCAGAGGGUGGUCUUCGGUAAGAACUCAGACAGACCCUGUGAUGAAGUUCAAGAGGUGGUCUACUUCCCUGCUAAGGAUCAUAAACAAGGAGAAAAAGUGGAGUGUACAUAUAUCGAGAUUGAGCAGGCAGCUCACACAUAUGCAGUUGUGCUGAGUCGACCCGCCUGGUUGUGGGGAGCAGAAAUGGGGGCAAAUGAGCAUCAGGUGUGCAUCGGGAAUGAGGCUGUGUGGGGCAGAGAGAGCGCGGAUGGAGAAGAAGCCCUCUUGGGCAUGGAUCUUGUCAGGCUGGCUCUGGAGAGGGCUGACACUGCUGAACAGGCUGUAGAUGUUAUAACAGAACUACUGGAAAAAUACGGCCAGGGAGGGAACUGUAUGGAGGAUGAGUGUGGAUUCACAUACCAUAACAGCUUCCUCAUAUCAGACCGUACAGAGGCCUGGGUACUCGAGACGGCUGGGAAAUACUGGGCAGCAGAGAGAAUAAAGGCCGGCUGUCGCAACAUCUCUAAUCAGUACUCCAUCACAACUAAGAUGGAUAAUGAGCACCCCCGUUUGAGGAACUAUGCCCAAGAGCGGGGCUGGUGGGAUGGACAGACUGAGUUCAGUUUCGCUGAUGUUUACUCCUUCAAAUCUACAGCCCGAAUGGAGGCCGCAGGUGACAGAUACUGUGAGGGGCGCAGACUUCUGAAGAAAAGCGAAGGCCACAUCACAGCAGAAACCAUGAUGGACAUUUUGAGGAAUAAGGAGAGUGGCAUAAACAUGGAGGGUAUGUUCAUGACCACAGGAAGUAUGGUGUCAGUGGUUCCUAAAGACCCCUCAUUGCCAGGUGUCCACUUCUUCACUGCUACCCCAGACCCAGAAAGGUCUGUGUUUAAGCCAUUUGUAUUUGUAUUGGACAUAAAGCAGUUAAAGCAUACAUGCUCUCCGUGUUAUGGUGAGGAGGAUCCUGUGAAGAAGAAACCCCGUUUCCAGAGCAAACCGAACCGCAAACACCCUCUGUUCCUUAAACACGAGGUUGUUGCUUCGAUCAUCGACAACACCAGGGAGAGAGGACAGAAGAUUGUACAAAACUUGAGAGAUCUGGAGAAGCAGAAGAUUACAAAGAUGGAGAAAUAUCUGAUGGCUGGAAUUGAGGACCCAACAAUGCUGGUUCAUCUCUUUACAGACACUGUAACAGACGAGUUCAGUGUUUACAGUAAAGCCUGAGACUGUCUGACACUCAGUUAGGCAUCUCCUGUAUGUUUGGAUAUAAUUUGAGAAUGAAAUGACUUGUGUGUGUGUGUGUGUACACACACACACACACACACACACACACACAUAUAUAUAUAAAAAAAAAUAUAUAAUAUAGAAGACAGCAAAACUGUUGACACUGAGUGCUUGAAUGAUCAGGAGUUGUACUUUCAUAUUGCACUAUGCACUCUGGGCAUGUUUUCUUUGGAAUCUUAUUGUAUGUAUGGUAUGUGACAAUAGAAGUAUAUUUGUGCUAUUGUAAAGUGUCUGUCAGAGAUCUAAUAUGUGACUUUCAAAUUGUGUUUGUCAUGUCCAUGUCUACCAUCAAGCCCAUAAUCCAGUGGCAUUAGUUUUAAUGAGAGGACAUCUUUAACACAAACUAACAUAAAGUCAUUAAUUACAGAAUGAAUCCUUUUGAGAAAGGUUUUAUUGUACAAACUGGAAGUUGGCAGGACUGAAUACAUGAAAAUAAUGUACUAACAACCCACUCUUGAAAUAAUAAACCGAGCAAAAACUAAAAUAAUUUCAUUUCACAUUGUUAUCAAACCUGAUUCAAUUCUUGGAAAUAUUUCUGACAGGCCUUUUGAUUGAAUUUAAUCUGGGUUCUGGAUUAGCUGUUUGAUGCUUUGGUUAAAUUCAGAUUAAGAAAGUACUCAUCAUAAAUGAUGGUUAUAUUUCUUGUUUAAUAAGAAAAGGCUAUAAUUUUAACAUAGGCCAUACCAUGAAAAAGGUUUUAGUCGUACAUUAUUAAAAGGACAGUUCACCCAAAAUCAUUUACUCACCCUCAUGCAAUACCAGUAUGUAUAUGACUUUCUUUCUUCUGCAAAACAGAAAUAUUUGUAGAAGAAUAUUUCAGCUCUGUUGGCCCAUUCAAAGCAAGUGAACUUUCAGCUCCAAAAAGCAUAUAAAGGCAGCAUAAAAGUGAUCUGUAAGACUCCAGUGGUUAAAUCCAUGUCUACAGAAGUGAUAUGACAGGUGUAGGUUAGAAACAUCAAUAUUUAAGUCCUUUUCACUAUAAAUUCUCCUCCCUGCCCAGUAGGUGAUAUGAAGAAUGUGAAUCAACAAAAACAAAUGAAAGUGAAAGUGGAGAUUUUUUAGUAAAACAGGACUUAAAUAUUGAUCUGUUUCUCACCCACACUUAUAUCACUUUUGAAGACAUGGAUUAAACCACUGGAGU